UAGUAAAAGGGAGCUGUCACACACCAACUCAAGCGGUACAACAUCAGCAGCAGGGAAGCAAAUAGUUUGCAGCUUGUUUAGCCUUGGGCCUAGAUACCAGCGUAUCAUUGAGAUCAAUGUUUAGCAAUGAGGGAGCUGGAGAAGACUGGAAGGAGAGGGUCUUCCGCAAUGCAGGCGCAUCAAUGCAUGGCCUUAGUGAGGAAGUUACAAGGGCCAACACCACCAUCUUCCCAGGUCUCAGAUAUAGGAAGAGGGGAAUCUCUCCGCCAGUUAUUGGGAACACUUCUAGAGGAGAUGCAAAAUGUUUCCACCAGAUUAUCAAGAAUAGAAGCGAAGAUGCUUGUCCAAGAAGAAAGAAAAAAUGACGUGGUCUUCCUAGACCAUGUUACAAAAGGCAAGACUGAAGAGUAUUGUUGCGGGAAACUGUGACAAAGCCCUGGCGCUUCUGGAAGCUAUAAAAGUAUAUAAAGCACAAGUCAGGUCUUUUUGUUGAACAAAAAGGCCAACAACCAAAUGACCGUGGAUGUUCUUGUCAACCAUACAAUGAAGGAUCUCGGAGGUGACAAACGAAGAAGUUCAAAACUCUUGAUGGUGUCCCUUGCAACAACAAUCAACAUAAACAAAUGGUGGGGGGGAAAUAAAGGGGCGCAAGGCUACUGGAAAGCCAAUAAAGCUGUUUGAAUCAGCAAAGGCAACAUUUGAAAGGUACAGUAAGCUGGAUGAGGAGGGUGUGAGUGCAAAAAUCAACCGUGAAAACGGGAAGGCCAUGGCCAGAAGAGACUGAGGAGAGCAUACUAUAGAUUGGAGGGGAGCGUUACAUUGAUAGACACAUGAACAUGAACAUUCUCGAUCUUAAUUUAAUUAACCUUUUUAUUUAAUUUUUUAAACAUGUUUUUUAUAUUCAAUCAAAAAGUGUG
Molecule: messenger RNA, 917 nt
Organism: Owenia fusiformis
Lineage: Eukaryota; Metazoa; Annelida; Polychaeta; Sabellida; Oweniidae
Source: the annotation of a GenBank genome assembly